This is a messenger RNA of Mauremys reevesii (Reeves's turtle), 3559 nucleotides long. RefSeq names its product UDP-glucuronosyltransferase 2A1-like. The transcript has 7 exons. Lineage: Eukaryota; Metazoa; Chordata; Testudines; Geoemydidae. Gene Ontology annotation, molecular function: UDP-glycosyltransferase activity. The record is from RefSeq and is a predicted model, not a curated record. The coding region runs from base 909 to 3146 and encodes 745 amino acids.
AUAUUCACUGCAAACAAGUAGCUGAAGUAAAAGGUGCCUGUGUAGAGAAGUAGCAGUUUCAGUUUGUCACAUGCAUAAACCGUGCCAGAGCCGAGUUAUUUGUAGGCAUCGUGAUAGAGGUAGUUAAACCUGUGUGAGUUUGUGGGAUGGGACUAGUUCUGAGAACACACCACAGACACAGCAUUUGCCCACAGGCAAGGUAACGAGGAAGCUGGGUGUUUGCCAGCUACCUGCUCUGAGAAUGGAAACUUCACCAGAAGGAGGGUUUCGCCUUUCAACUCCCAAAGGUUAAUUGAUUGAUCCAAAAAUGGCAUUCCCCGAGUUGCUGAAGAGAAUGCUAAGCAGAGAGGUCUGGUUCCUAACCAACUUCCCUCUUACUGAUAAGAACACAUGCUCAUGUUCGAGGCUGUGAGUGUGUGAUGGCUGCUCUGUGACCUGUAUGCACUAGCAGUAUCGUGUUGGGCAUUGAAUGCAACAAGCUCUGGCUCUGAUUGUGCCCCAGUGAUCCGUGAGUAGGGCAGGCUAGGCAGUAAGGGUGAUGCAGAGUUUCCUGUGGGAAGAUAAUAUAGUGAUCCAUGUGCUAUCACCGAAGGAUGGAUCGCGCUCUCCUCCUUGGAAAGAGGCCUCAGCUGCAUCCACAGCCACCUUCUCCACACAUUGCAUUACAACAGUUGUCCUGCAGAGGUAACAGUGCCUUCUCCUGUAGGAGAAUCCUAGGUGAUCCACAACAGAGUUUGGUACUUGCUGAGCCUGUCCCCACCCACAUAUGGUAAUUUUGCACUGAAAUGACCUUAUAUGAAGAUUGCGAUGUUCAAGAUCCAGUCUUUGAGGGCUGUGCUUAGAAGUGUUCACACUGUGGACUUUAGAACUGAACUUAGCUCUGAUGAGAGCUGCCGCGUACAGCCAGGAUGUUGAAGAAGUGGCUUUUGCUGGUGCUGUGGGUUCACAUGAGCUGCUGGGGCUCAGGAUCCUGUGGGAAGGUGCUGGUCUGGCCCACCGAUGCCAGUCACUGGCUCAACAUAAAACUGGUGCUGGAGGAACUCUCCCUUCGGGGCCACGAUGUGACUGUGCUGGUGCCUUCAGCAAAUUUGCUCAUCGAUUACAAUGAGUCCUCUUCCCCAUUUGACUUUGAGGUCCUGCCGGUGCCCUUUACCGAGGAGACCAUAGUUGCCCAGUUGGAGGACUUCCUGCACCUGUGGAUGUACGAGCUUCCCCAUCUGUCCUACUGGGAGGGCCUGGUGAAAAUAAUGAAUAGCGUGGAAGUCUUUCUCAACAUGUCGAAGCAGACCUGUGACAGUGUGGUGCUGAACCCCAGGCUGAUAGCAAAGCUCCGGCAAGCGGGGUUUGAUGUGCUAAUCUCAGACCCUUUUUCUCCGGGCGGUGAGCUGAUAGCAGAGUUGCUUGAAAUCCCUUUUGUCUAUACUUUCCGGUUCUCUGUGGGGAACACAGCGGAGCGGUUGUGUGGGGGGCUUCCAGCCCCUCCUUCGUACGUACCUGCCAGCAUGGGGGGACUGACGGACAGGAUGUCCUACAUGGAGAGAUUGCAAAACCUGCUCUUUUAUGCUCUUCAGGAUGUUCUGUUUCACCAGGUUUUGUGGAAAGAAUGGAAUCAGUACUACAGCGAUGUGCUGGUCUGGCCCACCGAUGCCAGUCACUGGCUCAACAUAAAACUGGUGCUGGAGGAACUCUCCCUUCGGGGCCACGAUGUGACUGUGCUGGUGCCUUCAGCAAAUUUGCUCAUCGAUUACAACGAGUCCUCUUCCCCAUUUGACUUUGAGGUCCUGCCGGUGCCCUUUACCAAGGAGACAAAGGCGGCCCUGUUGGAGGACUUCCUGCACCUGUGGAUGUACGAGCUUCCCCAUCUGUCCUACUGGAAGCUCAUGUUGAAAAUGAAAGAAUUCAUGGAAGUCUCUAUCAAGAUGUUCAAGCAGACCUGUGACAGUGUGGUGCUGAACCCCAGGCUGAUAGCAAAGCUCCGGCAAGCGGGGUUUGAUGUGCUAAUCUCAGACCCUCUUUCUCCGGGCGGUGAGCUAAUAGCAGAGUUGCUUGAAAUCCCUUUUGUCUAUACUUUCCGGUUCUCUGACGGGAACACAGCGGAGCGGUUGUGUGGGGGGCUUCCAGCCCCUCCUUCGUACGUACCUGCCAGCACGGGGGGACUGACGGACAGGAUGUCCUUCACAGAGAAGAUGACAAACUUGCUGCUUUAUAUUUACCAUGAUGUGUUUUUCCUGCAUUUCUGGGUGGAUGAAUGGACUCAGUAUUACAGUGAUGUCUUAGGAAGGCCCACGACGCUGUGUGAAACGAUGGGUAAAGCAGAGAUGUGGCUGAUCCGGACAUACUGGGACUUUGAAUUCCCUCGCCCUUUCCUGCCUAACUUUGAGUUUGUCGGGGGACUCCACUGCAAGCCUGCAAAGCCUUUACCUGAGGAAAUGGAAGAGUUUGUCCAGAGUUCAGGAGAACAUGGUAUCGUGGUGUUUUCUCUUGGCUCGAUGAUUUACAACUUAACCGAGGAGAAAAGUAACAUGGUUGCCUUGGCCCUCAGCCAGAUUCCACAAAAGGUUCUUUGGCGGUACAAAGGGAAGAAACCAGAAACUUUAGGACCCAACACUAGGAUUUAUGACUGGAUACCCCAGAAUGACCUGCUUGGCCACCCCAAGACCAAAGCCUUUAUUACUCACGGUGGAACCAAUGGGAUCUAUGAAGCUAUCUACCAUGGGAUUCCCAUGGUUGGGAUUCCCAUCUUCGCUGACCAGCCAGAUAACAUUGCUCACAUGAAAGCGAAAGGGAUGGCAGUGGAGCUGGAUUUUAACACAAUGCAAACCCAGGAUUUAAUCGAUGCAUUGGAUAUGGUCAUUAACAACUCCAGCUAUAAAGAAAAUGCAGUGAGGUUAUCCGAGAUUCACCAUGACCAGCCCAUAAAGCCUCUGGACCGAGCUGUCUUCUGGAUCGAAUUUGUCAUGCGCCAUAAAGGAGCGAAGCACUUGAGACCAGCAGCUCAUGAGCUCACCUGGUACCAGUAUCACUGCCUGGACGUCCUGGCGUUCUUGCUCAUCUGUGCAGCAGCUGCUGUUUUCAUUGCUGUCAGGUGCUGCUUGUUUUGCUGUAAGAAAUGCGGUAGGAUUGUAAAGAAAAAGAAAACGGAGUAGAUUUGCUGGUCCCAUUGGCCACGCUUGUCUCUGGUUAGGCCGUGGUUCAGCCAGGUACUUCAGCUUGUUCGUGGUCCUGUUCAUCAAGGCAUAUGCUGAAAAUGAGGCGCACGCUGUAAUACCCAUGCGUAAUCAGGGCCAUGUUCUGGUGAUGUAUCAGGAAAGCUGCGCACUUAGCGAAUGUGAUGUUUACAGUAAUUUCCUUUUGGCUUGAAUAAGAAUGAAUCAUUAGCUUGAUCCACCAAUCGGACUCCUUCGGUGAUUACACAGGGACUUGUCAUAUGCUAACUGUGGCAAUGAUUUUCAGAAUGUAACUUUCCGGAGACUUUAUUUUAAAAGGACAAAGCCCAUAUGUUUUAGGUCCUUUGCUGUGUCUUCCACCUGCAGGUAUUAAAGUUGAUUUGCCCACCCUG